AUGACAGAGAUGUCUUCAGGUGACUCUCAGAGGGAAUGUGAUGUGACAACUAUUGAUGAGCUGAGCAAAGAAGAACUGGAUGCACUCCAGAAGCUUGGCAAUGAAACCAUUUCCAGCCUAGAGGCUGACAUAGAGCUGCUUGAGAGAAAGAUCAAAAAGUUUGGACCAGGUGCUUUACCAAUGCGAAAUGACACCAGCUCAGUUACAGAAAUGGAAAGCAUUUUACAGAAGGACAUCGACACAUACAGUGCCAGACUGAAGGAAACGGUGAGACUGACCGGUGUCACAAUAGAAAACAUUAGCAGAGAAGUCUUGGAGCUUGAUGACAACCACUGCAUAAAACAGUUUGCUCUGGAACUGCUGUUCAUGAACCGAAAAGUUCACCUCAAGUACACAUUGGAGGACACCUGGACCAGUGUUGGAGAGCAAGGGGGAAAGAUCACCUGGUUCGAGGUCAAGUUUGAAGAGGACAUUAAUGAAGCUGUCGGAGCAGAAAUUGCUAAAGCAGCUGACAAUCUGGCAAUACAUUCCGUGUUCUCAAUACUGAAGAGCUUUGUCCAGUGGCAGGUUAGCCGGGAUAAGAUGAUGAAACAUUUCACAGAGAAAUACCCGGAGAAUGUCUCACAGCAGACGGGCAAGGAGAGGAACCAGUGCCUGAGGAUUAUCAACAAGCCAGAUCGUCCUGAGUUCGUCUUGGAGUUGGGCCGAAAGAUUGUCAAUUCCAGAGUGGAGGCAGAUGUCAAAGUGGAAGUGAAUGCACCCAAGGAAUUGUUGGAAAUGGACAGAAAGAAGAUUCUCAGGGCUAUCCCAGACAUGUUUGCUACGAUGGUGAAGAAUUUGGGCCUGGAAAAGGCCAUUGAUGGCCUCAUUCAGAUGGUGAUUUCUGAUGGGCAGAGAAUUCUUCAGACACAUUCAGUGCCAAUAGAAACACCACCAGAGAAUGCAGAAUCAGUGGAAACACCACUGGGAAAAACAUCACAAGAUGAUGAAGAGUUUAUGGAAACACCACAGGAGGAGAUUUGA
Messenger RNA from Candidula unifasciata, 1023 nucleotides. NCBI's taxonomy places the organism in Eukaryota, Metazoa, Mollusca, Gastropoda, Stylommatophora, Geomitridae. The record is from the annotation of a GenBank genome assembly.